Messenger RNA from Tetrahymena thermophila SB210, 489 nucleotides. RefSeq names its product transmembrane protein, putative. Lineage: Eukaryota; Ciliophora; Oligohymenophorea; Hymenostomatida; Tetrahymenidae. The transcript has a single exon. The record is from RefSeq and is a predicted model, not a curated record.
AUGAAGCAGAUCUUUUAUGUAAUUAAUUACCAUGCUUAAAAUGGUCUCUGCUUUUUCAUAGUUUGGAUUUAAUUUUGGUAGCUUCAGUAAAAUUUAUAUUGUUUCAUUUAUACUCAUGCAUUUAUUUGUUAAUUCUUGAAUGUUCCCUUCUUCAAUAUAUCCUUGGAUUUCUUUUUGGUGAGAAUCUAAUUGCAAAACUACAUCAAAUAUCUCUAAAUUAUGAUUUAAGCGGCUUUUGAGCUAAAUCAUUUCGUAUAUUUCAUCAAAAACUACGUUAUUUAAACUUGUUUUAAUCAUUUUAUCAGCUUAAGAAUUAUUUUGCAAAAAUCCCUCUAUUUCGCUUAACAGAUUCACAACUUCUUCCUACUUCUAUAAAAUAUUUUCUUAGUUUUUUUAGACUUUUUCCUAAGCAUUUAGAAGAUCAUCUUAACAUUUUUAUUAAAGAUAUUUAACAUUAAAGAGAAUUUCUGUUAGUUGCAUAUCUAUUGA